CUCGCUCGCGCGGUUGUAUCUUAUCGUACGGCGCGCUAGACUUUUUACGAUAUUAUAUAUAUAUCUGAUAUAUAUAUAAUCUCUCUCGUGCUGUUGUUGUGCUGUGCUGUGCUGUUGUGUGCGCAGACAAUUUAUUCUAUAUAUGUAUUUUACAGACCUCUCGUUUGUUGCAAAAGCGAUAAUAUAAUAGAGAGAGAGAGAGAGAGAGAGACGAGUGAGUGGGUUUUAGUUACAAAAAAAAAAACAACGAGGUGCGUUACAAUAAUAAAAAAAAAACAAGUGAUCGUUAAUUCGUUCUAUUCGAUACACGACUGUAUUAUCAAUUGGUGCAAGUGUGCAGUGUGCAAAAAGAAAUUCCGUGGUGCUCCGCUGCACGUAAACAUCGUCGUCGUGUGUUAUAUAUUCUGCCUUGUGCAGUAUAUAUAGUGGAGUGUGUCUCUCUUCUGCUGCUGCUAUUUUAUAUCUAUAGAUAUAUACGAUACACCGAGCGCACAAGUGUUGUUAUACAUCGUAGUCGAGAGUCGUGUGCGCGCACCCUAACGUGUCUGUCUCAGUGCUAUAUAUAAUAUACAUACAUAAAGGCUCGCCUCCACUAGCUCGUGCUUGUGCGGCGAUCGUCUUUAUUAGUUUUUUCUUUGGCAUAAAUAAAUAAUACGAACCGAACGCCCGAUGGUGCGCAACCUGACUCCGAUGGAGCCGACGUUCUACGAGGAGCAGCCCCAGAUCUACGGCGGCCGCAUGUCCAACGGCGGCAACCUCGUGGGCGCCGCCAUGAAGCGCAGCAAUCUCACGCUCGAUCUGAAUCGGCACCAGCAGCACCAGCUCCACCAGUCCGGCGGCAAGCGUCAAAAGAUCGUCCCGCUCACGCCCAAUCUGCUGAGCAACAUCACCCUGAACUCGCCGGACAUGUUCAAGAUCGCCUCGCCCGAGUUCGAGAAGCUGCUGCUGUCGCAGGGCAUCACCGCGGACAAUCUCAACGCCCUGAACGCGGGCGGCAUCAACAUCAACACGCCCACCUCGCAGAUGUACAGCUUCGAGAACAAGUCCCUGGUGACGGAGGAGCAGGAGCAUUACGCGCGUGGAUUCGUGGACGCUUUGGAGGCGCUGCAUCACAGCGACAGCUCGCAGGAGACGGGCGCCAUGCACGGCGCGACCUACACGAACCUCGAGCCGCCCGGAUCGGUACAGAGCACCGAGUCCUCCUCGCUGCUGGGCGGCGGCUCGUCCGGUAACAGCGGUUGCGGCAACAACGGUCUGGCCGUGUCGAUCAAGGACGAGCCACAGACCGUGCCAAGCGUGAACUCGUCGCCGCCCGUGUCGCCCAUCGACAUGGAGAACCAGGAGAGGAUCAAGCUGGAGCGCAAGAGGCAGAGGAAUCGCGUCGCCGCGUCCAAAUGUCGCAAACGCAAGCUCGAGCGCAUAUCCAAGCUCGAGGAGCGCGUCAAGGUGUUGAAGGGCGAGAACACGGAGCUGAGCGCGGCCCUGUUAAAGCUCAGGGAGACGGUGAGCAAGCUGAAGGAGCAAGUGAUCUCGCAUCUGCACUCGGGCUGCCACCUGCCGACGCACAACGGCGGCAUCGGCGGUAUCGGCCAGCUGGGACAGUUGGGCACGGUCGUCUGAGAUUGGGAGGAGGCGGACAACGACGACGACGACGAUUGUCUGCACCUCAUCGAGCAAUUUAUACUGAAGCAAGAGGAGCAGGAUGAGCAGCAACACGAGGAUAUCAGCUGACCGGUUGCCGCUGCGAAUCGAGAUACCACGACGGAGACAACGGAGCAUCGGCGACAACGACAACAACAACAACAACAACAACGGCGUGUCGUGCUCGUGUGUGCUGUCGGUAAGCUACGCAACUAACUACCGCCCGACGUCGUCGUCGUCGCCGCCGCCGCCGCCGCAUCCGUUUGUUGUUUAUUGUAUUAUCAUCCAUACAUCGUGUGUCGUGGGGCCCCGAUCGUCGCUGUGUAUAAGUUUCUCUCUUAUAAAACAUGGAUUUUAUUAUACAAAUUCGAGACUGAGUGGAACGAUUGCGUGCUGCGUGGGUGCGUGUGUGUGCGAACAAUGUGGAAAAAAUUCGUGCUUACGUGUGUGAGUGUGUGCUUUUCUCCCGAAGGCCGUCGUUGCAUAUAUACAAUUAUGUUCUAUAUAAUAAAUAUUAGCUUGUACAUAGAGAGCGAGUUUUAUGUAUAACGAGGACCGGUAGCCGGGGCUGCCCACUGUAUACGCUUCUUUUUCUCUGUGUUUUUCUCCGUGCACUCGCUCCGAAUUAUCAUUAUCAUUAUCGACAACCGCCGUAUACAAAAUGACCGAUCGCUGUGCUGAAUUGAAAGAAACAAGAUGACAAAAAAAAUUAAAUAAAAAUAAGAAUCGACCUUACAGUUGAACGAGGUGUCGCGUGUCUAGUCUUGAAGAGGAGAGCGAGAGAGAGAGUUUCGUCUCUCUUUCUCUCUGCGUAUGCGUGUGGCUGUGUAUGAUCAUGAUGUGUAUGUAUGGUGUGUGCUUUCACGCUAAAUAAGCGGAAAAUUGUAUAAAUUUUUUGUAAUCCUCGUGUGUGCGUCUCUCUUGUCGUCUUACAUACGUUGCCGUCCAGCGCGCGUGUCUAUCGGUCGUGUCGGUUGCUUGUUGAUGAUGAUGAAAAACAAAAAAAAAAAAAUUGAAUAAGUGUACAUAAAUAAUAAUGAAAAAAACAGUGCAGGAGCAACGGAAAACAGAGAGUGACGGAGAGCGUAGGAAUAGUGGGGCAGUCGUCAGUCAGGCCGGAGUCCAGGAACAAAGGAAAAAGCUUUUUUUUUCCUUGUUCUGCGCGAGAGCGAGAGCGAGCCCGACGCAUUAUGUUUCUUUGUUUAUAUUUAUGAAUAAAUAAAAGAAAGAAAGAAAAAAAAAGCUGUAAAUUUAUAUCUCUGUGCUGUAACGCGUGGUUUUAUAGACAAGAAUAUAAGUAAAAUAUUUGCUGCUUUUGCAUUUGAUUGCCUUUUUUUCUUUUUGAAGAAAUAAAAAAAGAAUCUCGCUUGAAAAUUCAGACAAGAAGAGGAAGAAUCAAAAAAACUCUCAUUCCAGAGAAUUCGCGUUGCGUAUUUUGUAUUAAAGACAAAAAAAUCAUAUAUAUAUGUAAUAUAUACAUACCUACUCAAGAAUUAUUAUUAUAUAUUUGUAGAUAAAUAAAAACGACGCUCGAGCCGUUAAAGGCCGUCGGCGAUCAUUUUUUCUCUUUCAUUUGAUGAUUUUUUCGUUACUCCAACAAGCCAAAUAUAUACGAUUGUAACAAAAAAAGUAUAAACUUAUAUAUAAAUUAUACAUAAAUGAAAUAUAUUUUAUUUAUUGCGAUGAUGAAAGUAUAAAAUAAAUAAAUUGUAUAAAGAGAUUAUAUUAUAAAAAACGAAUGGAAUAUUUGAUUUCAAUGUUGCUUCAAAUCACAAUUGUUUACAUUAUUAUAUACGCAAAGUUAACUCAUGGCUAUUCAGCAUUGCCUUUUAAUUAAAAACGUUUAAACGAAAUGAAAAAAAAAGUAAUAAUAAUAACAGAAUUACAACUCACGUAAGUGUAACUUUUUCUACGUUUUAAAGUAAACUAACAUUAUAGCCUAGCAAUAAUAUUAAUUAAAUGAUGAGCCAUUGCAAUAGCAUCUAGUGUGUAACGUGAGAGAGCAAAGUAGUCAUUUUGAUCUCGCCUCAUAAUUUCCAUGUCUUGCAACUUGACAGUCCAAAGCUUUCCGCCAUAUAAACGUAAUAUGUGUACGAUGUUCUGAAGUCUAAUAAGUAUAUAAUGAGAAAGAAAGAAGAAAAAUAAAAUAAUUCCUGACAUAUUUGCAACAACAACAACAACAACAACAAAAAACUCAUCGUGUUCACGCUGUAAUGUGAUCGCUGCUGCGUCGUGUGCAUGUGUGUACAAGACAGAUGCGAAUGUACUUUUAACGAAUUAUACUUGGCAAAUCGAUAGUUGAUAACGAUACAAAAAAAAAACUGCUAAUUCUCGAGAACAAUAAACGUAGAGUAAACGCGCGCGCCCACAAGCUUGUUGUGGUGCCCGCGAAGAGGAACAAAUAAUCGGCAUAUAAAUAAAUCAUAAACGUAUAACGUAGUAGUCGUAGAAUAAAGUAAAAGAAAAAAUAAUUUUCGUUCCGUCGAUUUUCGGUGUAGAAAGAAAAAUUCGUAUAUUUAAACGUGAAAGUAUUUUCUUUUUUUCCUUUUUUUCACGAAGGUCUGCGAAGUAGUGGUAUUAUAUAUUAUACGCGUGCUUACGAAGUGCAGACUUUCUGGGCAAUCAAUUCACUGGACAGUGUGCCUUUUUGAUGGAAAAAAAACGUAACAAUGUGUAAAAUUCGGGCGAGGUGUUGCAAAAGGAUCCAUCGAGCGACGAUCUCAACCGAUCGCUCGACGUUUUCGUCCUCCGCCGUGUUUCUCUUUAUCUCUCUAAUCUCUCUAUCUCUCUCUUUUUACAAUAUCAUUUGCAUCCCAACUGUAUAGUAACGUGUGCAUGUAAAGAAACAGAAAAAAAAAAAAUAA
This is a messenger RNA of Trichogramma pretiosum, 4505 nucleotides long. It is a transcript of the gene Jra, whose product is annotated as transcription factor jun-D. Gene Ontology annotation, biological process: regulation of cell cycle; regulation of transcription by RNA polymerase II; regulation of cell population proliferation. The record is from RefSeq and is a predicted model, not a curated record. The coding region runs from base 670 to 1620 and encodes 316 amino acids. The transcript has a single exon. Gene Ontology annotation, molecular function: DNA-binding transcription factor activity, RNA polymerase II-specific; transcription factor binding; RNA polymerase II cis-regulatory region sequence-specific DNA binding. Lineage: Eukaryota; Metazoa; Arthropoda; Insecta; Hymenoptera; Trichogrammatidae. Gene Ontology annotation, cellular component: transcription regulator complex.